Messenger RNA from Brassica rapa (field mustard), 1344 nucleotides. RefSeq names its product protein SGT1 homolog A. Lineage: Eukaryota; Viridiplantae; Streptophyta; Magnoliopsida; Brassicales; Brassicaceae. The record is from RefSeq and is a predicted model, not a curated record. Gene Ontology annotation, molecular function: protein-folding chaperone binding.
ACUAAUCGAAGGAACAAUCUAGAAUUGGAUCUCUUCUCUUUAAAUACUCUUCUGGUCCUUUAGUGGGAACAAGACAAAACCUUUGCCUCUACUUCAUUCGAAUCUUCUUCUUCUUCUCUCCCAAUCGAUAUGGCUAAGGAACUUGCAGCUCAGGCUAAAGAGGCGUUCGUAGACGACGACUUCGAUGUUGCUGUUGAUUUGUACUCCAAAGCCAUUGACUUGGAUCCCAAUUGCGCUGACUUCUUCGCUGAUCGUGCUCAGGCUUACAUCAAACUCCAAAACUUCACUGAAGCUGUGGCAGAUGCGAAGAAAGCUAUUGAGUUGGAUCCAUCAUUGACCAAAGCUUACUUGAGAAAAGGAACUGCUUGUAUGAAGCUUGAAGAAUAUAGAACUGCAAAAACAGCUCUUGAAAAGGGUGCCUCCAUCGCACCAAGUGAAUCCAAAUUCAAGAAGUUGAUAGAUGAAUGCGAUCUUCGAAUCACAGAAGAAGAGAAAGAUUUGGUUCAAUCACCAGUAAAAGUUGAUCAGACCCCUGUGCCUGCAGAACCAGCCAAACCAAAGUUCAGACAUGAAUACUAUCAAAAGCCAGAAGAAGUUGUGGUAACCGUUUUCGCAAAAGGGAUACAGAAGCAGAAUGUUAAUAUCGACUUUGGUGAACAGAUUCUGAGUGUUGUGAUUGAUGUUCCUGGAGAAGAAGCUUAUCAUCUCCAACCGAGACUGUUCGGAAAGAUAGUACCAGAGAAGUGCAAAUAUGAAGUAAUGUCAACCAAGAUUGAGAUCCGUCUCGCAAAGGCAGAGAUCAUCACAUGGGCCUCUCUUGAACACGGCAAAGGGCCAAAGGUCUUGCCAAAGCCUAAUGUCUCAACAGAGGUUUCAGUGAGACCGGCUUAUCCUUCUUCCAAGAAGGUGAAAGACUGGGACAAGCUUGAAGCUGAAGUGAAGAAGCAGGAGAAGGAUGAGAAGCUGGAAGGAGACGCGGCUUUGAACAAGUUCUUCCGUGAGAUAUAUUCAAAUGCGGAUGAGGAUAUGAGGCGUGCCAUGAGCAAAUCAUUUGUGGAAUCUAAUGGGACAGUGCUCUCAACAGACUGGAAAGAGGUUGGAGCUAAGAAGAUCGAGAGCACUCCUCCUGAUGGUAUGGAGCUCAAGAAAUGGGAGAUCUGAUUUGAAUAUGAUAUGUGUGGGUUUUGCCUUGGUCUUUAAGGUUUUGCUUUCUCCACUUUAUGUUCUUUGUAUUUGCCUUAAAACUCAUUUUGUUUAUACACAAAACAACUGAAGUUUUAAAUCUGAACGUUCUAUUCUUUAUUCAUAGAACACGUUUAUUAGAGACUUGAGAUUUUGAGAUUA